This is a messenger RNA of Physella acuta, 3124 nucleotides long. Its product is annotated as E3 ubiquitin-protein ligase Zswim2. Gene Ontology annotation, molecular function: ubiquitin protein ligase activity; zinc ion binding. Lineage: Eukaryota; Metazoa; Mollusca; Gastropoda; Physidae. The record is from RefSeq and is a predicted model, not a curated record.
UAUGGCUUCGGACCAGACACAGUGGGAAUACAAUGAUUGAAUUUAAUAUAUGUAGGCUUCUAUAACCUAAUGCAUUUGGUUACAUUUAUUAGAUACAACUGAAAUAUACAUGUAAGAGACUAAUAAACAUCAACCAUCCAUGUCUCGGAGUGUUCCUUGGAGACGAGCCAUGAGCGAUGCUUGUAGUUGGCAUCAGUCUCAAGCCCUCGAGUCCACCUUGUACAUCCUAAGACAAACCGGGCCCACAGGCUUUCUGCUAAAGGAAGAGGAGGAGACCAAAAAUGUUAAAGUAUUUCUGGGAGAUCCCCAUACGUGUACGUGUCCUGUCUUCCAGAAGGAGAGAGACUUGUGCAAACAUAUCUGCUGGAUACUCCUCAAAAAAUUUCGCCUGUCUCUCAAUGAUCCAUUAUCAUGGCAGCUAGGGCUCGUUGAAAGAGAAAUUAAUGAGAUCCUGCGGGGCAAAGUGACAUCAGAGCAGCCGAGGUCAAGGCCAACAAAAGCCAUCAGCAAGGCUAGUGAAAUGUCUGAGGGGAGGGCUGUGGUUGACCAGAGGGAAAUAGCAGACGGCGAUGUCUGUCCCAUCUGUCAGGAUGAAAUGUUGGUCAAAAAGUUACCCGUCACCUACUGCAAAUUUGGGUGUGGCAACAGUAUACACAUCAAAUGUAUGCAGGUCUGGGCUGAACAUCAACUCAAGUCCUCUUCAGACGGGACCAUAAAAUGUCCUAUGUGCCGAGAGGACUUUGGACCAAUUGACCUUCUGAAGACCGAGAUGAAAAAUGCUGGCUGUACAAAGACAUCAGCACCUGGCAUCCGCAUGGAUCGACAUGUCGGCAUGACCUGUGCACAUUGUAACAUAGCUCCCAUCGAAGGCAAAUGUUACAGAUGCAGUGUCUGCCCCAACUACCUGAUGUGUCAGAAAUGUUUCAACCUCCCAGUCCACACAAACCACAGCUUCCACUUUAGACAUAAACGCAAUCAGAGAUGGCGCCCUGCUCCCAGAACCUUGGGGAGUAGCCUCCCUCCAGCGCUGGUCAAUGACCUGAUGCAUAGAGACCUCUCAGAGAACGACUAUGAUGUACUGCUGCAGCUCGAAAGAAACAGUGAGGGGAGAGAACUGAGCAACUUGACAGAGGAAGCUGUGCAGGCCAUCCCGCUGGAGAAGGUCAGGGAGGGGGGGCCUCUGCUGGCCCUAGGGUCACAGUGUCGUGUGUGUCUUAGAGGCUUCUCAGCAGGCCAGUUUGUCCGCAAACUUCCGUGUCAGCAUAAGCUAACCCCCACAUUGUGUCCCACACAGUUCCACAGAGAGUGCAUAGAUUCCUGGCUUCUCCACUCCCACCCCACCUGCCCUGUGGAUGGCCUACCUGCACUCUCAGCACCAAGUACAAGAAGUCAAGCCAGACAAUUUAUCCAAGAAGAAGCCCCAGUGACGUCAUCUGACCCCCAGGACAUGGGUCUGGCAGCAUAUGGCAUCGCUGUGUCAGCCCAGAGACCUGUCAGUGACAGAGUGACCACCAGACGGGUCACCACCAGGGAGCAGCACCAGCCGACAGGUGCCAGACUUGAUGCUGACGUCACUCACCUGGACAGCCAAGGUCAAAGAGUGACCUUGAUGCCGGAACUGCGGCCACACAAUGCUCUACAAGAAAAGAGAAAAGUGCCACUCAGAGGUCUGGGAAGGGGGUCAAGGUCACCAACGGAUCCGUUUUCAAGGUCACCAACCGAUCAGUUUCUGACGCCCAGAUCUUUGAUUCACAUCUUACAGACGUCAUCAGCUUUAUCCACGCCUGCACAUGACAUGACGUCAGACACUCGGAGGUUCUCGGCUGGCUCCCUUACAUCCACCGUCUCAGCAGAUUUAGGCAGAAGUGAUAGAGGUCAAGGUCGCCGUGCACCUUUGGGCAGACGACAACUCAGCUUAGAGCGUGUGGCGCCAUCUAUCCGUGACUUGCGCAGGGAGUACAUGGAUCUGUUUCUCGGCCACAACCCCCUGACCCACCCUCCUGUCAGUGAGACCCACCCUCCUGUCCGCGAGACCCACCCUCCUGUAUGCCAGGACCAGAUGAGAGCUGCCCUGCCACCCAGACCCCGGCUGUUCAAACCCUCCACACUCCGACGUCUUCCGCCCCUCGCUAGACAACCAGCCAAGUCAGCCAUCAGACUUGUGGGCAGCCGACUAGAGGACAGCCGACUAGAGUGCAGCCGACUAGAGGACAGCCGACUAGAGGACAGCCGACUAAAGGACAGCCGACUAGAGGACAGCCGACUAGAGGACAGCCGAUUGCAGGACAGCCGAUUGCAGCACCCGGGGUCACUAGUGGCGGACACCAGCAAACCACACAGUGAGCCCGUCACCGCCAAUGACUGUGAGAUUGAGACACACCACCAGGUUGACACCACUGUAUAAACCACCAGAUAAACACCACUGUACAACACCACUGCGUGACACCAUUGUGACACCACCAGACAGACACCACUAUGUGACACCACCAGACAAACACCACUAUGUGACACCACCAGACAAACACCACUUUAUGAUAGUCUCACCAUCCCAGGCCAUAAGCACUGCCUGUGUCACAAAAACUAGUGUGAAAUUAAAGAUGAGAAUUGUAUUGGAGUUGUAUUAGGUGAGAGUUUGAUUGGAGUUGUAUUAGGUGAGAGUUUGAUUGAAGUUGUAUUAGUUUAUUGUAAAAACAUAUCUUAAUAUUAUACAACUGCUUUAUAGCGUGUUUUGUUUGGUUCUAUUUAUGUGACGUCAGAUUGCAGAAAACCUCAAUGCGCCACCUGUUGGAGGCCAUGGUCGGCUGGUUGCGAAUACGAUUCUUAACACGAAGGUCUCGUUCGUAUCCCGAGUCUCUGAGUCCACGCAGCUCUAAUUGGUACCUGACUAACACGAUCUUUUCUUAUGCCCCGCUCAGAGAUACAGACCCCUUGGACCUCAGGUUGGAAAGGGAAAUUAUUGUUUCUCCUCUAAAGCCUGCGAUUAAGUCUUGAAUUGGAAGCUCUAGACCGCGGGUUCCCAAACUGGGUCGCGACCCCCAGGGGGACCGCGAAGGGCUUUUUGGGGGGUCGCCAACUGGUUGACUAAACCUUAGCAAUGAAAAACAAAACAUAAAUAUUUAGAAGA